GCCGGCCCCGCCCCACCCCGCGCGCGGCCUUAGCGGCGGCGGCUGGACGCGGCCCCUCAGAGCGGCGCGAUGGCGGCGGCGGGCACGGGGGCGGGAGCGGAGCGGCUCCGCGAUGGCAGCUGCCACUUCCAGCGCUCCCGGCUCAUCUGGAUGAUCGCCAUCACCUUCGGCAUGAUCAUCCUCGGCUGGGUAACGCUUUGGCCUUCAACUAUACCUUAUAGUUAUUUGGGAAUAUUUGGUAGCUUCCUCAAGUAUUUAGUGGAAAACCACCACAAAUGGGUAUGCUAUGGGUUCUGGGUGUCCUGGUUGAUUCACGUAGUAGAAGCCUUCUACGGUGUUAAGUUAUGCCAAUCUAAAGGAAUCACUGACCCGGCGGUUCAGUUCCACUGGUUCAUCCAGACACUUUUAUUUGGGUACGCUUCCUUUGGUCUUCUGGUGUCUUACAAACCUUCAGCCAAGAAGCAGUACUAGAAGACAAUCCAAGAAGUCACUUCUCACAUUCUUCAGCCUCAUUUUUUGGAAAAUAUCCUCACUUAAACAUCUAGGUGCUGUAAUUAGCUGAAUUACAUUCCUGCUAUGUGAUGCAGUGCCCUUCUACCCAAGUAACUCUCCUCUUCCUAAAGACGACAAUUAGAAUUCACUGGGCUCCGUGGGUAGUUCAGUAGAAAUUCAGCCCUUCGGUCUUGGCACUGCCAAAGUUUAAUGCCAUUUAUUAUACAAGACAAGGAAAGUUGCUCCUCUGUAGUUUUCCACCUAGAUUGUAUACUCUGAUCGUCAUUGACAAGUCCCUGACACCUGUUAGCAGUGGUUGAUAAAUCACCUUUUCCUGUGGAAGAAUUUUCUUCUAGAACAGGGAGAGUUAUUUACAGCCACAAGGCAACUUGCACCUGUUUUAUGAUAAGAUGUAUAUUUAACUAUAUUUUCUUUACUACUAGGAUGUUUUACUGGCUGUGUUAUUGUUGUUAGAGCCUGGUCUCUGUACUUGUUUCAUCAACUUCUUGUCUUCCACAAAGGACAGACCACUCUAUGGAUGCAGGCACAUUAAAAAGGCCAGGCCUCAGCUCGGGUUGAGGUGCAGCGAUGAGCUUGGAUACAUUCAGCACUUCAACUUGGUUUAACAGAUGUGCCUUAAAUUUCAUGCAGCAUGACCUCAUCUUUUGAGUGAAGACUUUAAUCUUUGAGUUAGAGUAGUGUAAACUAGUAAUCCUGUAGCUUUGAGGGCAGCUUUUUUGAAAAGUAAUUUAUUACACAAGAAAUGAAGACACCAAUUAGCAUUCCAAAACCUAGCUGAAAAUUUUGUAUUUGCGAAUGAAAGUAGAUGUAGUGAGUCAGCCUACGCCACUGUUUCUCAGAUGCUGAUAUCCUGCCAUCUAUGGUUGAGAGACCAUCUCGAGCACCCCUCAGAGAACUUCCUGUAUGUGUAAUGAGCCUUUUAUUGUAUGUCUUUUACUUUUGACUAGUUGAACAAGAAUUUAGCCUGACUUGUUUUAGCACUUUUCAAAGUAAUAACUAUUUAAAACAGUAACUAUGGUGUGGGGAGAAGUUUUACCAUGCCACCUGUGGUGCUACUGUUCUGGAAGAAAGGACAAGAAAAAGUUGUUCUUCCUGUAACGAAGAGCUGCACAAGGCAGUAACAAAAAUACUUAUGCCUUGUGCAGGACCCACAGACUGUGAUGCUUCUGAUGGAGAAGUCUUAUUCGAGCACGGGUACAUAAAGGUGUUUUCUUUUCAGUGGGUACUAAAAGCACAGAGAACUGAAGCAUUUGAAAUGGUGGGUGUGGGGUUUCUUUUUUUUAAUGGCCAAGUGCUGACACUAACAUUCUUUAGAGAACUGGAAACUCAUGUUUAGUGGCUAGAAAUCCAACACGAGCACCUAGAGCCUGAGCUAUGUUUUACCUUGUAACCUUUUAUCUUAGUCUGUGACCCUGGAAUAAAGAUUUAAAAAAACAAAAAAGAA
Messenger RNA from Phalacrocorax carbo (great cormorant), 1957 nucleotides. The record is from RefSeq and is a predicted model, not a curated record. NCBI's taxonomy places the organism in Eukaryota, Metazoa, Chordata, Aves, Suliformes, Phalacrocoracidae.